Molecule: messenger RNA, 2018 nt
Organism: Syngnathus typhle (broad-nosed pipefish)
Lineage: Eukaryota; Metazoa; Chordata; Actinopteri; Syngnathiformes; Syngnathidae
Gene: kcnk10b
Product: potassium channel, subfamily K, member 10b
Exons: 7
Coding region: 1-1731 (576 amino acids)
Biological process (GO): potassium ion transmembrane transport; stabilization of membrane potential
Cellular component (GO): membrane
Molecular function (GO): potassium ion leak channel activity
Source: RefSeq, a predicted model, not a curated record
AUGAAAUUCCCAAUAGAAAACCCGAGGAAACAAGUUAACUGGGACCCCGAACAAGUGGCGGUCCAGUCCAACUUGGUCCCUCCCAAGAAGCCCCAGCCUGGUCUGGUGAAGUCCAGCCUGGUCCAGGCUAGCGUGGCCACCAUGCAGAACCCGAUGGGCUGCGAACCCAAAACCAACAGCCACUGCACCCUGCCUCGCCUGUCCAUCUCAUCACGCUCGGCUAGCGUGGUGGCCAGCAUGGACACUGGUUGCGACGGUUCGCUGGCGGCUUUGCAGUCUGUCAUGAAGUGGAAGACCGUGCUGGCUGUCUUCGUCGUGGUGGUCCUGUACCUGGUGUGCGGGGGGCUGGCCUUUAGGGCGCUGGAGCAGCCGUUUGAAAGUGACCAGAAGACCAGCAUCACCCUGGAGAAGGCUUCCUUCUUGGCAAGACACCCGUGCGUCACACCCGACGAGCUGGAGGCUCUCAUCAAGCAUUCCAUCGACGCUGUGAGCGCUGGGGUGAGUCCCAUCGGCGACACCUCCUACAACUCCAGUUACUGGGACCUGGGCAGCGCGUUCUUCUUUGCUGGAACCAUCAUCACCACCAUCGGUUACGGCAACAUCGCUCCCAGCACGGUGGGCGGCAAGAUUUUCUGCAUCCUCUACGCCAUAUUUGGUAUUCCUCUUUUUGGCUUCCUGUUGGCCGGGAUCGGAGAUCAGCUGGGCACUAUCUUUGUGAAAAGUAUUUUAAGGGUGGAGAGGAUCUUCAGGCAAAAGCACAAACAGAUCAGCCAGACAAAGAUCCGAGUGACGUCCACCAUCCUUUUUAUCUUUGCUGGUUGUAUCGUCUUUGUCACCGUUCCCGCUGUCAUCUUUAAACACAUCGAGGGUUGGACCACGCUGGAAGCCAUCUACUUUGUUGUCAUCACUCUCACCACAGUGGGGAUCGGCGACUACGUGGCGGGAGGAAACCGCAGGAUUGACUACAAGAAGUGGUAUAAGCCUUUGGUGUGGUUCUGGAUCCUGGUGGGUUUGGCCUACUUUGCGGCCGUCCUCAGCAUGAUCGGAGACUGGCUUCGAGUGCUGUCCAAGAAGACCAAAGACGAGGUGGGUGUUAAGGUUGCUGCUCAUGCAGCCGAAUGGAAGGCGAACGUCCGAGCCGAGUUCCGAGAGACGCGGCGGCGCCUGAGCGUGGAGAUCCACGACAAGCUCCAGCGGGCCGCCACCAUCCGUAGCAUGGAGCGCCGCCAGCUAGGUCUGGAGCAGCGGGCGCACUCUUUAGACAUGCUUUCGCCCGAGAAGAGGGCUGUUUUCGCCAGCCUGGACGCCGGCCGCUAUAAGACCUCGUCCCAAGAGAGCAUCGACACCAAGCUGAACAACCUGCGGCUGAAAGGCGCCUGCGAGCCCUACGAGCACUGCGGCGUCGAUCCGCAGACGGCAUCCUCGUCCGAGGAGAACCUUUUCAACCUGCGCUUUGGUUCCCUCACCAAGUUGGCCAGGCGGAGCAAGAGCCGCGAGAUCCGGAGGAAUAUCCCCGGGGACGAUCAAAGGGCCAGUAUCAGCGUUGGGAACGGGAACGCCAUGGUUGACGAAGAGCGGGGCGAGGGAGCGGAAGGCGAUUGCGAGCCGGACGAGGAAAACCGGGAGAGGAAAGAGAGGAACACCAGUUUGACAAACCUAUCACAGUACUCCAUGGAACGCUCCAAGUUGAACGGGUGCAUACCGGAACAGCCUCAACAACAGGGCGAUUAGGCCUUCUCUGGAGACACUCGUCUAAGUUCUGUUGAGAAACUCAUCAGAUGUAGAAGCAGAAAUAUACCUGGAUUUCUCAAGGACUCCUUCAAGUUGAACAAACGGCAUACCUAAACCAUCCAAAACCCGAUUGAUUACUUCUUUCCUGGAGAAUAUUAUCGACUCGCCGAAGCAGUCCAAGCUUCCCCCCCCAAGGGUAGCGUCUAGAAAAAUCGUACCGCAUUGGGAUUAUUCUUGGAUUUCAAGGAGAGCUCUACCAGACCAAUUUACUAUUUGCUUGGCAAACU